Messenger RNA from Coprinopsis cinerea okayama7#130, 1065 nucleotides. RefSeq lists its product as hypothetical. Bases 1 to 1065 code for a protein of 354 amino acids. NCBI's taxonomy places the organism in Eukaryota, Fungi, Basidiomycota, Agaricomycetes, Agaricales, Psathyrellaceae. The transcript is spliced from 4 exons. The record is from RefSeq and is a predicted model, not a curated record.
AUGUCUAUCUCAGACCUCGAACAUCUGGCACUCUCACCGCAGAGAUUCAUCUGCUAUAUGAGGCGAAACGAAAACUCGGUUGUAUCUCCUUCUCGGACCCAGAUCUUCCUUCCCAAAAAUCCUUUCAAUCCCAACGAGAGGCUAGUCAUUUCCCAGCUGUACCUGUUACCAGGUGGCCGUUUCUUGAUCACCAACACGACUAGUUGUGGAUUGUGUCUCUGGGACCUUGGAAUCAAUGCCGGACAUACCCCGCGAGGUCGUCCCAUGGCCUUUAUAUCACUUGCUUCCCCUGUUUUCCUCGAGGAACCAAAUCCGACAGCCGAUGGAAGAGGCAUACUCUUAUUUUGUAACUCAACAAUCGCGCAAACCCCCCGACAAUUCGUGAUUUAUGAGAUUUACCCAACCGCUGAUAUUCCAGCUUUCGUCCAGAAAGCAGACCUUCGCGUUGGAGACACUGACGUGUGGAAUCCAGAAGCUCAUUCUUGUGCAAUGUUAGGAAACUACAUUGUCUUUGAGACCUCAUUGGAGAAUGACCCGGAGAGAUAUCUUCUCAAUGUUUGGGAUUGGGUCGAUGAUACAGGUUGCAAAUGGGAGACCAAAGGCGGCGCAACGUUCGCCAUGGUUGAAAACACCUUGAUGGCGCUGGUUUGCCUGGCCGACUCCAACGAGUACCAAUUCGCUGUCUAUGACCUACCCGCCAUGCAGCCUCUCGUAGAUGGAUGGAACGUCGUGUCAUGCGUCAACCAUCCUCAGCUUCUGUUGAAUCGUCGUCACUCCAGCUGUGUCGACUACGGCAUUCACGAGGCACGUUCGUGGUCCAUUCCGAGACCCUAUGUCUGCUUGCUGGAUGGCGGAAAUCUACUUUUCGACCCUGAAGACACAGAACCCACCGUCGCACAGUCCCUUCAUGCUGAACUCUACAUGGUAGCACGGAUAACUUCCUUGGGCCCCGCUGGAACGGGAACUUACCAAGGCUCUCGACAAGUACCCUCCUCUGGUGUGCGAAGAGGCACCUUUUCAUCAAAUCGCGGCUACACUUGGACCCUGAACGGACGAUCGGAAUAA